Messenger RNA from Gambusia affinis (western mosquitofish), 372 nucleotides. Its product is annotated as mucosa-associated lymphoid tissue lymphoma translocation protein 1-like. The record is from RefSeq and is a predicted model, not a curated record. NCBI's taxonomy places the organism in Eukaryota, Metazoa, Chordata, Actinopteri, Cyprinodontiformes, Poeciliidae. The coding region runs from base 1 to 372 and encodes 123 amino acids. The transcript is spliced from 2 exons.
AUGGGUCGCUGUGCGAUCACAAGAGGAAGACAGGCUCUGGAGCUGCGCAGCAACCUGUCUGAGCGGCGUUCCCUCACAGACCACAUACAGCCAUUGGACAGUUCUGCCUCCGAUUCGGCUCAGAACCUGCAGUGGGCCAUCGCUCAUGUUCUGCCUGAGAGUCACUCCCUCAAUUUUGACUGCGGUGUGAAGGUCCAGCUUGGGUUUGCGGCAGAAUUCUCCAUCAUCAUGGUCAUCUACACUCGGAUACUUGAGAAGCCUGCAGAAAUAGAUUCCUGCAGCGCUCAGCUUACAGACUUCCCACAGGUGUGUGACUCCUGGGGCGACUUAUUUUGGUCCAGGAUUUUUUUUAUGUACCGUGCUUUAAAAUGA